UUUCUUUUUCCCGUAUUGGAUUCAGAAAAGUAAGAGAGAAGCUAACCUGUAGCGAUCACUUUAAGAUGAUACAUCAAUGCUCAUUUCUUUCCUGAGUGCUUUCAAGGGAGAAGCUCACUGAUAAAGCACAUCAUGAAAGCUGGAUUUUUUCUUGUUUUAUUUCAACUAUGUGCCAAGAUGUGCUUAUCAAAUGGAACAGCUGGAGUUUUGAGUGAAAACCUCUGGCCUCUCAAUGACACAGACGAACAAUAUCCACAUAAUACUAUGCUAGAUCCACCUGAAGAAAACUUUACACCAGCAUUCUCCAUGCAUAAUUUCACCGAAAAAAUCAACAAUUUUGGAUUCAAUCUCUACAGGAAAAUAGCACUGAAGCAUGACAACAAUGUCUUCUUCUCUCCGUUGUCACUGUCUUUUACUUUGGCGGCCUUCUUGCUGGCUUCCAGUGGGGAAACACACAACCAAAUAGUUCAGUCUCUAAAUCUCCAUCUUCUGAAUGGAAGAGCGAACCAGCUUCCGGCUUUGUUCCAGCAGAUGAGGGUCAACAUCACGAAGAACGAAGAGUUCACUCUUUUGCAAAACAGCUUCUCUUUCAUCCAGAAAGACUUCCAGAUCAAGGACAUCUUCCUCAACUUGUCCAAGCAAUACUUCGACAUGGAUUUUCUGACAGUUGAUUUCUCCAACUCUACUUUCGCAAAAAACCUUGUCAACGAGCACAUUAAACAAAAGACAAGAGGGAAAAUCCCAACGUUGUUUGACGCAUUUGAUCAGAAUGCGAAAAUCAUUCUGGUGAAUUACAUUCUAUUUAGAGGCAGAUGGCUACACCCAUUUUCUACCAAGUUCACAGAAGUGGAAACUUUCUAUAUAGACAAUUACAAGACCAUCCAAGUGCCAACAAUGUUCAAGACAGAGGAGAUUGCCUUCACUAUAGAUAAAAACUUGCAGUGCAUCGUGCUCAAGCUUCCGUACAAAGGGAGUGCGCACAUUCUCGUUGUCAUGCCGGAGAAGGGGGCAGAUUAUAUGUCCAUUGAAGACCAUUUAACCAGUGAACUUGUGGAAUCUUGGCUUAAAAUCAUGGUGACCAGGAAAACGGACAUUUACUUUCCAAAGUUCAAACUAGAUCAGACUUAUCACAUGAAUCACUUGCUUCAAGAUCUGGGAAUUAAAGAUCUUUUCUCUUACAAAGCAGACCUGAGCCACCUGACAGAUCAGAGAUAUGCAAAAAUAUCACAGAUUCUCCAAAGGGCUGUUAUUGAAGUAGAUGAGAGAGGAACUGAAGCUGCAGCAGUCAGUGGAUCAGAAAUCAUGGCAUAUGCGUUGCCUCGGGUCAUCCGGGUGAAUCGGCCAUUCCUUUUUAUGAUCUAUGAAGAGACUCUAAAGGUUUUGCUGUUUGCAGGCAGAGUUAUCAACCCUAUGGAGCUGUGAAUAAAAGCUAAGCAUUUCUA
Elgaria multicarinata webbii is the source of this 1442-nucleotide messenger RNA. It is a transcript of the gene SERPINA10, whose product is annotated as serpin family A member 10. The transcript is spliced from 6 exons. Gene Ontology annotation, biological process: blood coagulation. The record is from RefSeq and is a predicted model, not a curated record. NCBI's taxonomy places the organism in Eukaryota, Metazoa, Chordata, Lepidosauria, Squamata, Anguidae. Bases 133 to 1422 code for a protein of 429 amino acids. Gene Ontology annotation, molecular function: serine-type endopeptidase inhibitor activity.